AUGCCGCCUUAUCGACGUCGUAAGAAUCAAGACAAACAUCACCAUGAAAACUGUUACGGAAGAAUUCCACCUCCAAAAUUCUAUGAAGCCUUGAUCCAAUUCAUGGCUGACACCUCUAGCCAAUUCGCCGAAGCGAUAGCACGUAUAGAAGGACCGAACGCAGCUGAAGCAUGGCUCACUGACAUCGAGGUACUGUUCGAUAUCCUCGGCUGCACCAACGAACAGAGGGUCAAAUACAUCGAACUAAAGCUGACAGGCGAAGCUGGAAAAUGGUGGACCUCCAAGGAGGUAUUGCUAACAGAACCCCAAAAUGAAGCGGUAAUUACUUGGGAUUUGUUUAAAAUUAAAUACAACAGGAGUUUCUUCCCCAAAGCUCAAAGGCAACUGAGAGCUAUCGAGUUUCAAAAUCUAGUUCAAGGAAACAUGACAGUGGAGCAAUAUUCUGCAAAAUUCAUAGAACUCGCUAGGUUCGCCACUAACCUAAUUCCCGACGAAGAAUCAAAAGCUGAGCGCUUCGAGAACGGCCUCAACCCUCGCAUCAAGGAAAGAGUCAUAUGCCUCGAGAUCAAGGACUACGCUAGGUUAGUGGAAGUAGCAUCUUUAGCGGAGAGAGGAAUUUGCGAAUCAGCAGCAGCCUAUAAACUGAAAAGGCAAAUGAAGCAGUAG
Messenger RNA from Alnus glutinosa, 666 nucleotides. RefSeq lists its product as uncharacterized. The record is from RefSeq and is a predicted model, not a curated record. The transcript is spliced from 2 exons. The coding region runs from base 1 to 666 and encodes 221 amino acids. NCBI's taxonomy places the organism in Eukaryota, Viridiplantae, Streptophyta, Magnoliopsida, Fagales, Betulaceae.